UCUAUCUCUCUCUCUCUCUACUCUACUCUCUCUCCUUUGUGCUGUCACUCUCAUUGUUGCUGUGGAAAUUGAAAAACUCUGCUUCAUUCUCUGUCCUCACGCUUCCGUUCAAACAAUCAUUUGUUCAUUUAUAUGCAUAUAUAAAUGUGCAUAGAGUGUGUGAGAGAGAGAGGGGCGCUUCAGUUUGUGGCUUUAACUUCCUGUCUAAGCAUUCUGAAAACUUCCAUAGCUCAGGCGGAUUAUUUUACUGCACUUCUUCGGGUUUCUUUCUUCGUUGCUCUAAAAGAAUGAUCUUAUUUUCUGCGUUCAUGUUUUCAGCAACAGGGAAUCAUUCCUUGUGUUACAACAGCUUUUUCUGUUUGCUGCUUCUCGUAUUUGCCCUUUUUGUUUUCUGUACUUCCCCAGUUCUUGGUUUUUCACUUCUCUUUUUUUCUUUGCCAAAUCCGGCAUGUGAGUCAUUUGCAUGUUCCUCUCUGGAAGUUUGAACUUGUGAUGCUUUAGCUUUGUUUACUUGUCAUAGAAUGCCAUUCUUUAUUAAAAAAUAAUUGUCAUAUCAUGACAUGAACAAUUCGGGUGUUCUUCCUUUCUUUUUUAUUUAAACUUGAUUUUCUGUCUCCUCUACUGGUAAAGUUCCAUUCAUGAUGAUAUAGAUACAUUAUUUUAAUUCUUUGUUCGCUAUUAAAUUGGUUAUAUGCUUAUUUAAUUAUUUGAUUAGUUUCAAGUACAUCUUAUUUUAUUCUGCUUGUAAAGGCUGUUAGUUAAUGGGAUGACCAAAUCUGAACUGAUCUUCUUUCUUUUGUUGCAGACAACUGAUUUGAUUAGCCAUGAACAAUAGUGUUCCUGCUUGUAAUUUUCAGAGUAAUAGCAGUUUCACCUAUCAAAAGAAUCCCAUGGGACCAGAUCAAGAACUUGUAGAGCUCCUAUGGCCAAAAGGACAGGUAGUUUUGAAUAGCCAAAGCCAAACACAUAAGAAACCAGUUUUGAAUUCUGUAAACUCAAGGCGGGUGCAGAAUAAUGAUCAAUCAGCAUUGAAGACUAGUGGAUCAUAUGGGAACUCGAGUAAUUUGUUUCAAGAAGAUGAGACAGUCUCAUGGAUCCAAUUCCCACUGGAAGAUCCACUGGAACAAGAAUUAUGUUCAGACUUUUUACCUGAACUUCGAUCCAGUGAGAUUGAACCUGAUAAGCCUAAUAAGUGGUUUGAGGAAGAGAAGUUUGCCAAAUUCACUACCGAUGGUGCCUCUCAUCUGACUGCAACUUCACAACCUUCUACUAUGAAACUGCCCUCUGUUCAGAAAUUCCCAGGAAAUCCUAUCCUUUCUCCUAGAUUUUUUCCUGAUUCAUCUCAGAAAAACGUUGAGUUUUAUGGUUCACCAAAAGUCCUCAAUUUUUCUGAGUUUACAGCAGUUCCUAAGGUUGCUUCAACAUCUUCUAUUGCACAACAUGGAGAAAAAGGUACAGGUAAUAUGUUGCAAAAUGAGGCUGGAGAGGGCUCAGUGAUGACAGCCGGUUCAAGUCAUUGUGGCAGCAAUCAAAUUCCUCGAGACCGAGAUGUGAGCAGGAUUUCAAGCAAAGGUUUUUGGACUACUAAUUUGUUAGCAGAGCCUUCUGUCUUCAGGGAUAAUGUUCGGAGAACAUUUCCUAUGGGUGAAAAAGGGAAAUCAGAAACACAUGAACCAACUGUCACUUCAUCUUCUGGUGGCUCAGGUAGUAGUCUUGAAAAAACUUGUUGCCAGUCUACUAGUAUCCAUAGCCAGAAAAGUAAAGGGACAGAUGCUGAAGAGUUAGAGAAACAAAGUGAGACCACAGAACUCAAAUCAGUAGCUAGAAAGAGGGCAGCUCAGCGAACAGGGUCUUCCCGAAGGAACCGUGCUGCUGAAGUGCAUAAUCUCUCAGAAAGGAGACGGAGAGACAGGAUCAACGAGAAGAUGAGGGCGUUGCAACAACUCAUACCUCACAGUAACAAGACAGACAAAGCAUCAAUGCUAGAUGAGGCAAUAGAAUAUUUGAAAUCACUUCAGUUUCAGCUUCAGAUGAUGUUGAUGGGAGCUGGCAUGACCCCGGUGAUGAUCCCAGGAAUUCAGCACUACAUGUCUCAAAUGGAUAUGGGAUUGGCGACACCUUCUUUGUCUAAUCAUAUGAAUAUACCAAGAGUGGAUCAAUCCAUAUCCAUGUCUCGAGCACCAAAUCAGACUGUAACAUUCAAAGCUCCUGUUCUGGCUCCCUUUAAUUACCAAAAUCAUAUGCAAAAUCCAGCUCUUUCUGAGCAAUAUGCACGCUGUAUGGGCUAUCAUCUUAUGCAAAGUGCCUCUCAGCCAAUGAAUGCACUCAGUUAUGGCUCCCAGACAGUACAACAUAGUCAAACAAUGAUUCCAGCCAGCAAUAACAACGGACCCCUGAGUGGGGCAGCUAAUACCAUUGAUGCUGUAGGUGGCAGGAUGGGUAAGCCACAAUGAUAUAUCUUCUCAUUCUUUCACCGCAGCAAUAAAAUGAGGAAGUGGAUCAAUUUAUGUGAAAUUUCACCUGUUCGGUGAAUGAAUACUCGUCACCGUGAGAACGGUCGACCAAAAAACUCCAUCUAAAGCAGUCACGUCCUUGGUCUUUAAAAAUGAAGCUUCACUUCAGUGAUCCUUGAUAUUGAAUUUCUCCAAUUCCUUAUGAUUGCUAGCAUUCUGGACUAGCAUAUUAAAGAGGAGGAUGCCAAUCAAAUAUGUUUGGCGCCCAUAUUACCCUGGAUUGAGAUGGCCCCAAACAGUGGCUGGUAGCUGGUUGCAAGAACUGUCCUUGUCAUUUUCUAAAUACAUGACAUAGUGAUACGUCUCAUAAACUGACUAUUAUUGAGUGUCUAAUGUAAAUGCUAAUUAGUCAAUAUCAUUUUCAUGAAUUCUUCAACGUUAAGCGUUAUCUUUUAUUCAUUUCCCAUUUUUGUGAAA
This is a messenger RNA of Prosopis cineraria, 2930 nucleotides long. RefSeq names its product transcription factor PIF4-like. The record is from RefSeq and is a predicted model, not a curated record. Gene Ontology annotation, biological process: regulation of DNA-templated transcription. The transcript is spliced from 7 exons. Gene Ontology annotation, molecular function: protein dimerization activity; DNA-binding transcription factor activity. Lineage: Eukaryota; Viridiplantae; Streptophyta; Magnoliopsida; Fabales; Fabaceae. The coding region runs from base 825 to 2453 and encodes 542 amino acids.